AUGGAAAAAGUCUGUAAACUGAGAAAAGUAAUAAUAGGAAUUGGUGGGAGGACAACCGGAGGAAAGACCACUCUGAGUAAAAGCCUUCAGGAGCUUCUGUGUAAUAGCUGUGUUAUUUCUCAAGACAGCUUUUUCAAGGAUGACUCAGUGGUCCCUACUGAUAUCAAUGGCUUUAAGCAGUAUGACACCCAAUCCAUCAAUGAUCUACCCGUGCUUCACUCUGUGCACGUAACAGCCUCUUUGGGGCUUCUCCACACCGUAACUCCCACGGAUGUGGGAAAGUCAGUGAAGCUGGACUCAUCACGAUUCGUUUGGUCUGAUCGUGCUCUGACAGCGGCAGUGAUGUCUCGCGCAUAUACUUCAAUGAGAGCGAGACAUCACUGCCGUAAUAGCUUGUUCAACAAGAAGUACUUCCUGCAGAUCCCUUAUGAGACAUGCAAAGAGAGAAGAAGCUCAAGAGUCUAUGUGCCUCCAGAUCCACCAGGCUACUUUGAUGGGUAUGUUUGGCCCAUGUACCUGAAAAACAGAAAAGCGACAGAAGAAGCUGUAAAUGACAUAGUGUUUCUGGAUGGCACACAGAAGAGAGAGACGUUGCUCUCAACAGUUCUUGCAGACAUUCAGGAAAUGCUUAUGGUUACACAGAGAUUAGUUAUUACAUCGCGAGGACCAACAAGCUGACUGUUUCAGGAAGUGUACUAUGAAUACAUUGUGUUUAUCAGAGCAUUCAUCAAUGUCUUAUUUCUCUUUCUCAUUAAAGUGCAUUUUGCCACAAACUGUGACUGUCAUACAACAAUCACAUUCAUUAAGCAAAACAUGGUCAGGUCAAAGUGUCUAAAUUUUUGGUUCCAAAUUUUUACACUAGUAAAAUAUAUCAAAAAUAUAAAAAAUGUCUAAAUUAUUUUUGGUUUGACUGUACAUCAUACACCUGUUAUAUUGCCAAAUCUACCCCAUUUUUAGCCUAUUAGCCUAUUUUUUUCCCCUGCAUGUCAUGUGCGGGGCUCCGUCCUUAUGGAUUUGCCCGUGGUUUGUCUUAAAGCAUAUUAAAAACACAAACACCAUUAAACUUGAUUUUCACCACAGGGGGACUUUAAUAAAGACAUAAAGAUAAUCCAGUUGAAUCUAUUCAUUUAAUUCAAGUCUUCUAAAGACACAAUCGUGCUAUAUAUGAUGAAUAGAUAUAAUUUAUUCACAAUAAACAAUGCACAUGCAUAGAGAGCAUCAAACAUGGUAUACGGAAGCUCACCCAUGCUUGUUUGAUUUGCUAGAACAAACCUCACUGGUCAACUUCAUGCAAGUGCGUUUGAGCUUCCAAGGUUUGUGAGCCAGUCUUUUGUAGGGUCUGUGGCCUUCUUGUUGGGAUGAAGGUUCUUUGAAAGAUCCAAAACAACCCAAAGCGCUAUUGUACAGUCCAGAUGACAAGUGCUUGACAAGGAUGUGCUGUUAAGUUGACCCUGAUUUGAAUCUGUGGUGGCCUAUACGUGAACUUGAAUCUCUUUGAUGAUUAAUGUUUUGCUUCCUGUCCUGCUGCUUUAUAGUGACUGCAUAACUGUUAGCUGAAGUCAGAUAACAUAAAUGCAUAAGGCCUCAGAACUGUUGUAACUCUGAUGUCUGCUGAUAUUAAAGGUACUUUAUGUAACUUUUUUUGUUCAAAAUUAUCAAAAUUUAAACAAUGACUGAAUACAUCACCAAUCCUUCUUGAUUCUCUCUAUGGUAAGCCUAUUAUAAGCAUUUAUAUUUUAGACCAUACGGGAUGGUUUUUAUGGGAAAUUGCAUACAUAUGUCACUCGCCUGUAUGUGUCUCCUCAUAUCCGUAGAGAAAAGUUGCUCCAGCUACAUUGACGCUUGUGAUUUUGUUUUUAAAAAUAUUUUGAACGUGACAGAGCUCGUAAUAAAACAAUCUGGCUUGGUUUUUUGGAGAUGGCAAGAACAGGGAUUUGAAAUCUUGUAAAACAGAUGCUGUUUUUUUUUUUUUUUUGUUAGGUGAGUUAGGUAUUUUAUUGAACUAGGGUGACCAGAUGUCCCGAAAAACUUGGGACAGUCCCGAAAUCGUACUCGGUUACUAACGUAACCUCGGUUCCCUGAGAUACGGAACGAGUACUGCGUAUGGGGGAAAGGUCUCCUUUUUCCCCGUUACUGAAGCCUUUUUCAAUAACGCAGUGUAACUGCAUCAUCAUUGUUUCACUCAUAGACAACUUGUUGAACCAAUGACGG
Messenger RNA from Megalobrama amblycephala (Wuchang bream), 2211 nucleotides. RefSeq names its product nicotinamide riboside kinase 1-like. The coding region runs from base 1 to 678 and encodes 225 amino acids. Gene Ontology annotation, cellular component: cytoplasm. NCBI's taxonomy places the organism in Eukaryota, Metazoa, Chordata, Actinopteri, Cypriniformes, Xenocyprididae. The record is from RefSeq and is a predicted model, not a curated record. The transcript is spliced from 9 exons.